CGCCAGAUAAAUUAUUAACAGUAUGAUCCUCUGUACAUCUGGACUGUCAUUGCAGUCUCAACCUUCACACACGCACAGAGUGGGGAAGAGAGGCACAUUUGCAAGACUGCCCCUGACGUUUGUUUGUGCCCCCCCCCUCAACCCCACCUCUGGACCAUGGCUCAAACGACUGACCAAGUCUACUAUUCAACUCUGAACACCUACCAGAAUAUCAUGGAACACUUCAACCCUGGGCUGCAGAAUCUGGUGGUACUGGGAAGCAACUUCGUUAAAGCCUUUAGAACAUUGACCGGAGCAGCCAACACGUACUUCGUUGCAGUCGGGAAGUUUGGCGAGCAGGCAUUGAGUACGUCAACGUCACAGAUACUGGGUCAGAUCCUAUUACAGAUCGCGGACACACAGAGGGAGCUCAACAACGACCUGGAACUAAUUUUUCGGAGGUUUAACGAUGAGCUGCUGCGCGAAAUGGAACGCAAUACUCAACUGGACGUGGAUUAUAUAACUAAAAGCAAACAUCGCUUCGAAAAGGAGCACAGGGAGAGGACUCAGAUGUUGAACGACACAAACACAGAGCUACAGAAGCUGGAGAGGAUGAGAAACUCACACACCAGGGACCUGCAGGAGAAGCUCAGCACGCUGGAGUCGGGCAUGGAAUCGUUCCUGAAGAACAGCUACAGACUGGCUGUGGCGGAGGAGAGGCGCCGUUACCGGUUUCUUGUUGAGAACCAUUUCCACUUGUCGUACUACUUCCUUCGUUUCUACAGCAAGGCACGAGAGGCCCUCCACAACAAGGUGCCGGGGUGGAGAGAACACACCAGCUCUGCAGCUGAUGGCACUGCCUCGGGCAGGUCCAGCCCUCGCCCCCCGAACAUGGGCGCACCUCUCAACGUGAUCGAGGCUGCCAACGUCGACACCAUCUCAAGACGCAGCUAUCUCCCAAGCCCUCAGCCUUCCCGGCGUGAGAUGAAUGGAGGCGACCUGUUGCCAUUCGCAAACUCCGAGCCGAGCAAACCAGGAGAAAGGAGUCCCUUAAUGAGACUGGGCUCGGCUGGGGGUCAGUCGCAGGGGCCGCGGGGGGACAGAGUCGCUGGGCUGACCGGCGCCCGUGUCCAGGCCGUCAUCUCCCACGCAGCCGUCCGCAACCAAUCCAUGCUCAACUUCGAGAAAGGAGAUAUCGUCACCAUAUUGGUUCCAGAGGCCAAGAACGGCUGGUUGUUCGGCAAGCUGGAAGGGUCACCAAAGCAGGGCUGGUUCCCACAUUCCUUCGUGCAACCUUUUCAGAAAGAGGUCCAGACUCACGAGCCGUCACUCAGGCCGUUUCCAAUGAGGAGUGGACGCAGCACGGAGGACCUGCUGGACCCCAAGCGUUACAUGUUGCCGCUGGUGGACUACAGCAGCCCUGUGGCCAGCGUGGUCCCCGACCCACCGCCUCUGCCCCACGGCGCCUCCAGGAGUCACAGCCCGGCCCCUCCAGACCUCAGGAGCCGGCGGGGCAGUGCAGUCAGUCUGGCCGUGUCGGAGGGUGGACAAAGCAGGAUCUUUGGCGGGACAGAAAGCCAGCACGAACUUUUUCCCAGGGGAACCAAUCCUUUUGCGACUGUGAAACUGAGGCCGACUGUUACCAACGAUCGAUCGACACCGCUUAUCCGAUAGACGGGACGUUAGAAGCGCUGUUCCUGCCGCUCCAGAGAGAGGGAGAGAGCGUGAACCGUGCCAUACACGGUGCUGGAGGAACUCUGCGGGUCAGGCGGCAUCUGCGGAGGGAAAGGACGGACAUCAUCUCCCGACCCGAAACGUCGCCUGUCCGUUCCCUCCUCCGAUGCUGCCGACUUCCUCCGGCACUUUGUGUUUUGUUCCAGAUUCCAGCAUCUGCAGUUCCCCGUGUCUCCGUGAUCAGUGUCAUGUUUUACCGUUUAUACCAAUUUUUGGGAUUAAUGUUGUGUUUAGAUCUAUCUCAAAGGAAAAUGGGGCGGGCACGUUGGCACAGCGGGUAGUGCUGCUGACUCACAGCAGCCAGAGACCACGGUUCGAUCCUGACCAAGGGUGCUGUCUGUACGUUCUCCCCGUGACCCGCGUG
Messenger RNA from Amblyraja radiata (thorny skate), 2077 nucleotides. Its product is annotated as brain-specific angiogenesis inhibitor 1-associated protein 2-like protein 2. Gene Ontology annotation, biological process: positive regulation of actin filament polymerization; actin filament bundle assembly; actin crosslink formation. Gene Ontology annotation, cellular component: cytosol; nucleoplasm. Lineage: Eukaryota; Metazoa; Chordata; Chondrichthyes; Rajiformes; Rajidae. Gene Ontology annotation, molecular function: protein binding. Bases 157 to 1653 code for a protein of 498 amino acids. The transcript has 14 exons. The record is from RefSeq and is a predicted model, not a curated record.